This is a messenger RNA of Mus caroli (Ryukyu mouse), 2004 nucleotides long. Its product is annotated as zinc finger protein 431-like. The record is from RefSeq and is a predicted model, not a curated record. Gene Ontology annotation, biological process: regulation of transcription by RNA polymerase II. NCBI's taxonomy places the organism in Eukaryota, Metazoa, Chordata, Mammalia, Rodentia, Muridae. Gene Ontology annotation, molecular function: RNA polymerase II cis-regulatory region sequence-specific DNA binding; DNA-binding transcription factor activity.
GUGGGGCCUCCCCGGGGCUGCGCGGGGAGACAAAUGGGUAGCCUAUUGGAAGGCUGCGCGGGGAGACAAAUGGGUAGCCUAUUGGAAGACCGACACGAAUACUACAGAAUUGGAAAGCCCUGCAGGUCUGGACUUGAAUCUUGUUGGGCUGAGAACAUCUACAAGGUGUACCUUCAGAACACUCUAACCCUAAGGGGGGUGCUCGAGUCACUCAAGACGUAUUGGCCAAUCAGAGUCUCUCGGCCGACCUGCAAAUCAAAAGGAAGGCGGGGUUUUCCGGGUGCAGUGGCGCCUGUUUAGCUAAGUUGUGGUACGGAAUAGAUUGGCACCUUGAUCUGCGCUCUCUGUCCUGAGGCUGAAUGCUGUGGAGGGUGCUCAGGCAAGCUCCGAAGUUGCGACAUGGAUGCAUUGACCUAUGAUGAUGUGNAUGUGAACUUCACUCAAGAAGAAUGGGCUUUGCUGAAUGCUUCACAGAAGAGUCUCUACAAAGAUGUGAUGUUGGAGACCUACAGGAACCUCAAUGCUGUAGGCUACAAUUGGGAAGACCAUAAUAUUGAAGAACAUUGUCAAAGUUCCAGAAGACAUGGAAGGAAUGACAGAAGUCUUACUGGAGAGAAUCCCUAUGAAGGCAUUCAGUGCGGUAAAGCCUUUGUUCUUCACAGUAGUUUCCGAAUGCAGAAAAUAACACACACUGGAGAGAAACGCUACAAAUGCAGUCAAUGUGGUAAAGCCUAUGCAAGACCCCAUACUCUCCAAAUACAUGAAAGAACACAUAGUGGAGAGAAAGCCUAUGAAUGUAAGCAAUGUAGUAAAUCCUUUGCUUCUCAUGGUCAACUUCGAAAACAUGAAAGAAUUCAUACUCGAGGGAAAUGUUACAAAUGUGAUCAAUGUUCUAAAGCCUUUGCAUACCCUGGUAAUCUUCGAAUGCAUAAAAGAAUGCAUACUGAACACAAACCCUAUGCAUGUAAUCAAUGUACUAAAUCCUUUGCUUCUCGUGGUCAACUUCGAAUACAUGAAAGAAUUCAUACUGAAGAGAAACCCUAUGAAUGUAAUCAAUGUAGUAAAACCUUUGCUUGUCAUGGUCAACUUCGAAUACAUGAAAGAACACAUAGUGGAGAGAAACCCUAUGAAUGUAAGCAAUGUAGUAAAACCUUUGAAUCUCAUGGUCAACUUCAAAUACAUGAAAGAAUUCAUACUGGAGAGAAACCUUACAAAUGUGAUCAGUGUGGCAAAGCCUUUGCACAACACGGCAAUCUCAAAAUGCAUAAAAUAACAACACAUACUGAAGAGAAACCUUACAAGUGUGACCAGUGUGGUAAAGGCUUUGCAUAUCAUAGAAGGUUCCAAGUACAUAAAAGAGCACAUACUGGAGAGAAGCCCUAUGAAUGUAAGCAAUGUGGCAAAGCCUUUGCAUGUCAAAAUUAUUACCAAGUACAUAAAAGAAUACAUACUGGAGAGAAACCCUAUGAAUGUAAGCAAUGUGGCAAAGCCUUUGCAUAUCAACAUUAUUACCAAAUACAUAAAAGAAUACAUACUGGAGAGAAACCCUAUGAAUGUAAGCAAUGUGGCAAAGCCUUUGCAUAUCAAAAUUAUUACCAAGUACAUAUAAGAAUACAUACUGGAGAGAAACCCUAUGAAUGUAAGCAAUGUAGUAAAUCCUUUGCUUCUCGUGGUCAACUUCGAAAACAUGAAAGAAUUCAUACUGGAGAGAAAAGUUAUUAAUGUAGACAAUGUGGUAAAGCCUAUUCACAAUCAACUUGCCUAAAACUACAUAAAAGAAGACAUACUAAAGAGUGACCCUAUGAAUAUAUCUAAUGUGGUAAAUCCUUUACAGUGAUAUUGAAAGGUGUGGUGGUUUAAAUAUACUUGGCCUGUGGCAAGUGGCUGUAUUAGGAAGUAUGGCCUUUUGGAGUAGAUGUAGCAUUUCAGAAAGUCUGUCACUGUGGGCUUGGACUCUGAGAUCCUAUGCUUAAGCUCCACCCAGGGCAGAAGAGUCUUCUGGCU